AUGAGCCAGUCAGUCAAUUUGGGUCGAUGCGUCUACCAUGCUACCGAUUCACAUCUUGAGCUUGAAUUCUCAGCAAUUGCGCUUUUUACCAAGUCAAAUGGUCAUCCAAGCAACUCACUGCCCGUGAACUUUCUGCAAUGGACUGAUCACCUUUCAGUCUGGAUCAAGGAAGCUCCAGAACUGGAGAUCCGUCUCUCUAUUGUCAUGCGCUCAGGGUUGAAACUUGCGGCGUCUGGGUUCAUCUCCGACUUGGCAGAAAAGAUCUGCAACUCCAAGGUCUGGUCCAAUCUGGGCUUCACCAUCAUACUCAAGACUCGAGGCAGCGACAAGCACACCGAUAACUGCAUAGCCCACUGCUUCACAUUUGGUCUUUGUCGAGCCACCAGAAGACUCAAUCCUACAAAAGGUCGAGCCCUGCCCGAUGUGCUCCGCCAUCCACCUGAUGCCCAUGCUCCACCUGAUGUGCCGACGAUCUCCUUGGCGUCGAUCGAUGUCUAUGCGGAGUACACAUUCCCACACCCGAAAGAAAAUACUUGCAGGACGAUUCAGUACAAUGUCGGGCCAUUGAAUCAAUUGCAAUUGCCCUUCCCCUUUGCAGGGUGCUACUAUCCGGUCAACGCAAAGACUUUUGAAGUAGCAGCAAUAUCUUUGUCUCCCGUUAAGGCUGCCAUGCCUUCUGCGAAACAUUACACCUUUCUCGAAAAUCAUGCGCUGGGACAACUCUUGCCACCACAUGUGCCGCUUGACUGCACAUCGGAGGUCAUGCUUCGACUUAUGGACCUGGGUCUUCGGAAAUUGAUCAUCUCCCCCACUACAAAGGACCGCCAAAUUAAGGUCGUUGGCGAGAACACACUCAAAAGCCUAUCCAAUCUUGCUCCUGCAGUGUUCAAUCCGGGAUACCGCGAGGCAAUGCAUCAAAGGGCGGCAUCAAACCCUAUCAUCUCAAAGGCGUUGAUAUCCAUGCUUGAAAGGAGCAGCAACCCAAUCAUACAGAGUAAAGUAACCACCCUGCUUCAGCAAUCCAAUAACCCCAACGAAGGAACCCCUCAACCAGGGCUACAUAAAACAAGCCUGUAUUCCACCAUCCACUCAUCACUGUGGCGUAUUGCCCAGCAAAGGACUCGCAGGCCCAAGGUGCAAAAGGGAACCUCGGCAUUAUUUGGCGCAAAUCCAGCUACACCGUACCUCUCCCAAAUCCAGCCUGCAUCCAUAGCACCCAUUGUGGAAGAUUUCUUCUCCGACAGCGAACCCCUCGACUUGGACAGCGACAACUAUAAUCCCAUGGAACAUGGCUACAUGCAGUUCGCCCCUGAAGACGAAGAUCUACUCCUUGAGAGUGGCAACGAAUCCGCCUUCGAAGACCUUUAUGAUUCAGCACCCACAGCCCUGGACGACACCUUUCAGUAUGGUGAACCCUGCUUGUUACUACAUAGUGAUACCGAAAUGCUCCCUCUUGACCAUGACAUUCUUGACAUAUGA
Penicillium cinerascens is the source of this 1479-nucleotide messenger RNA. RefSeq lists its product as uncharacterized. Bases 1 to 1479 code for a protein of 492 amino acids. The record is from RefSeq and is a predicted model, not a curated record. The transcript is spliced from 3 exons. NCBI's taxonomy places the organism in Eukaryota, Fungi, Ascomycota, Eurotiomycetes, Eurotiales, Aspergillaceae.